Conger conger (European conger) is the source of this 4277-nucleotide messenger RNA. RefSeq names its product ATPase family AAA domain containing 1a (gene atad1a). Gene Ontology annotation, molecular function: ATP hydrolysis activity; ATP binding. The record is from RefSeq and is a predicted model, not a curated record. The transcript has 10 exons. Lineage: Eukaryota; Metazoa; Chordata; Actinopteri; Anguilliformes; Congridae. The coding region runs from base 200 to 1342 and encodes 380 amino acids. Gene Ontology annotation, cellular component: mitochondrial outer membrane.
AAAAAAUAAAAAAUAAAGGUUGCGUAAAAGGGUGUUGGGUCCGGGUCUACUAUACAAAUGUAAUUGAAUGCUUCACACUGCGGAACUUAGAUUAUCAAACCUUUCCUCUCAACCGGUGCACAAUGUGUGUAACACAGGAAGCUACAGCAGUAGAUAUUUACCGCAUUAUCUUCCAAUGGGCUGACAUAAACAUACAAAGAUGUUGUUGAAGGAUAUACCCCGGGACGCCCUGUUGCGACCUCUGACCCGAAACGAGGUGGUGGGGAUGGUGGUGCGUCUGACCAUAUUUGGGGCUGCUACCUAUUUCAGUAUCAAAUGGGUGGUCGAAGCACUGGACCCUACCCACAAGCAGAAGCUUCAAGCAAAGAAAAGGGCAGAGCAGCUGUUGAAACAGAUUGGGGUGGAAGGGGUCAAGUUGACAGAAUAUGAGAUGAACAUUGCUUCACACCUGGUGGAUCCACGCAGCAUGAAGGUGACCUGGCGGGACAUUGCAGGGCUGGAUGAAGUCAUUACCGAGCUGCAGGACACAGUCAUCCUGCCAUUCCAGAAACGUCAUCUGUUCACUGGCUCCAAGCUCUUUCAGCCUCCAAAAGGGGUGCUUUUGUAUGGGCCACCAGGCUGUGGAAAAACCCUCAUCGCCAAGGCAACUGCCAAGGCCUCCGGGUGCCAGUUCAUCAACCUGCAGGCCUCCACAUUGACAGACAAGUGGUAUGGCGAAUCGCAGAAGUUCACUGCCGCUGUCUUUUCGUUGGCUGUUAAGAUCCAGCCCUGCAUCAUCUUCAUAGAUGAGAUUGACUCGUUCCUGCGAAACCGCUCCAGUAUGGACCACGAGGCUACAGCCAUGAUGAAGGCCCAGUUCAUGAGCCUGUGGGAUGGUUUGGAUACUGGUGAAGACAGCCAGGUGAUGGUAAUGGGAGCCACAAACAGACCUCAGGAUGUGGACCCGGCAAUAAUGCGAAGGAUGCCCACCACUUUUCACGUUCGCCUGCCGAUCCAGAAACAGAGACAGGACAUCCUGAAGCUGAUACUGGCAGGAGAGAAUCUCAGCAACGCCAUCAACCUGAAGGAGAUCGCGGAGAAGACGGAGGGCUACUCAGGCAGCGACCUCCGAGAGCUGUGCCGCGAUGCGGCCAUGUACCGCGUGCGCGACUACGUGCGCAAGCAGCAGAUGAAGCAGAUAGCGCAGCAGCUGCAGGAGUCCGACGACGACGAGAGGCCAGUGGAUGAGGACCGGUUGAGGCCCGUCACCCAGCUGGACCUGCUGUUCGGCCUGGACAAGAUGAACGAGUCCAAGCAGGCGAUGGUGUGCCAGAGUCCCCUGAGGGAGGUGCCCCUGGAUUAAGCCCCUCCUCAAUCUGCCAGGCCCGCCCUCCCCCGCAGCAUGGCCCCUGGAACCCGUGGUCAGAGGCCAGUGACAUCAUGACAUCACAGCACAAAGAGAGAAAGCGCAGUUCUUCUGCUUACAAAGAGGCAAGCCAUCUACUGUGGGGAAAGUGGGGUAGCUCUGUGUGCGUUUUGUCACUGUAACCACGGAAUAUGCUGGCAUUUGGAAGGAAUUGCCACAUGUGGAUUGCAUCCAAUGAUGGUACAGACCCAUGAUCUUUUACUUGAAAGGUUUGAUAGAAUGCCUGUCCAGGUUUGCUGCUGGCAAACAUCAUUUGAUACCUGCAGGAAAGGAACAAUUAAGUUCUUUUUUUUUUUUUUUUUUGCCUUUUUUAUUUGCAUAGUAAGUUUCAUUGGAAAUUAUAAUUUUAUGAGUAGGCCUAUAUACACCCAGUGACCAAUCAUUUGGUAUGUAUUAGACUUAUUGGUCUUCUGCUGCUGUAGCCCAUCCAUUUUAAUGUUCCAGAUAUGCUAUUCUGCAAAUGACUGUUGAGUCACUGUCGCCUUCCUGCCAGUCUGGCCGUUCUCCUAUGACCUCUUUAACAUGUUGUUUUCACCCACAGAAGUUGUUUUUGCACUAUUCUCUGUAAACUCCAUGAUCGUUUGUGAAAAUCCCAGGAGAUAAGCAGUUUCUGAAAUUCUCAAACCACCCCGUCUGGCAUUCCUCUGUCAAAGUCGCUUAGAUCACAUUUCUUCCCCUUUAUGAUAUUUGGUUUGAACAAAACUGAACUUCUUGAUCAUGUCUGCAUGCUUUUAUGCACUGUUGCUGCUAUAUGAUUGGCUGAUUAGAUAUUUGCAUUAAUGAGCUGGUGUACGUACAGGUCUACCCAAUAAAGUGGUCACUUAGUGUACCGUAUGUACACACACACACACACACACACACACACCGGGACAUAUAUUUCUCAGCACUCAUUGCUGCAUAUCUCGGUAGAGCUUGACAGACAUUGGGCUCUUCUCUGAAACACACGGUGUCAGCCUACACUUCUUAUCACACCCCCCCAGUUUCCAAGUCAACAGGCGGACUUGUGGGCAACCGAUCUACCAGUGGGGAUCGCUUGCGAGUGAUGAGACACUGCAGUCUUUGCCAAUCAAAUCUCUCGUAUGCCGGGGCGAAACAAGAGCCAGUUUUCUGUCUGCCAGCCAUAGUUAGAGUUGGCAUGUUGUGGAUCUGAUACCAGGCCGUGGAGUCCAUCCAUGCAGGAGAACAAAUGUCACCCAGCACCCUAAUUUAUAGCAGUUUUAAAAAUGGUUUUAAUUUCUUUGGAUAUUAUCCAAUGCUGUCACAGAGUUCAUUAAAGGAAAAUAAGUAUUAAAGUAUAGUACUCCCAUCAAGUUGAGGUAUUUUGCGAUUUUCCGUUAUCAGCUGAUGUCAUAAGUGUAUUUAUGUACUGUACUUUUCCCUCUCAGCUUGGCUGAAUCCAGUUCAUUUUUGGCAGUCUUUGUAAAAUCUUCCCUAUUACAGUGAUGAUUAGUCAUGUAUUUCUUUUUUGUGUAUUCUGUUAUUUGGCCGCGAUAAUGAAAAUGAUUCAGCCUCUUGGUUUAUCCUCAUAUUUGGUGUCAACAUAUUUCUGAACUUGCUAUAUUAUUUAUAUUUUCCACGCAAGAGUGCCAUUUCUUGAAACUUCAUGCAAUGGAAAAAGUUAUCCAAGUUUAGGCAAGCCAACAGCGUUCUGAAUAAAGCUAGCUCAGUAAAUUAGUCUGCGUUUCGUACACAAGUGGUUCCGUGUCAGAAAAUGUACCUGAACUGAUCCCCACAGUUAAUUUCUGAAAUGAGUUGCUGCUGCAUGUUACAUUGGUGUAUGGAACCCAUCAAACCAAUCAGCUGACAAACAGAAAAGUAGCACAAUCCUUUCUAGCUGCUGUAGCGAGAGAAUUCAUUAUUUUCUUACUGUAGGCGGUUCUGUUGUGUUGGCUGGAUUUUGUGGAAAUGCAAAGAGAAAUCGCACCAUUUUGCCCUCAUGACUGGAAUAUAAUUUAUUGCAUUAUGCAUUAUGCUUGUAUUUGACCUAGAUCUUGAAUUGCGAUGCUAUGUUGUCUUUUUCCAUCCCAGCAAUAGGGAAAAGAGGUUUUUCACUGUGCCCGCCCGCUUUCAGGAGCAGUGUUGGUCUAUCACAAUCCCCACAUUUAAUUACAUUCAACAUUGGGGACUAAUUAGCAACAAGGACCCUGGACACCUUGAGAAGCUGCUGUUGUAGUCCUCAUGGUGUGCAAUACUGCACAUAAUGGCAGGGGCCGUGGUAUCUAAGAUACUACAUGGAUAUUGAUUUGUUGUAGUAUCAUAAUCAAGUUUUCAAUUAAUAAGCACUAUCUGGUAGAAGAGUAAUUCUUUUUGAGCUAUUUUACAAAUAUUGCACUUUUAAAUUAUGUGUACAUGUAUGUUGUUGUUUUUUUGUUUUUUUUUCUUUGAAUUGAAUUGAAUGUGUCUCCUGUUUCACCUACAAUCAGUUACUUGAACUGUGGAGCCAACCCUUCGCACAAACACAUCAUGAAUAGCUGUCUGCAUGCGCUGUUGCAUUGAAGGCCAAAACUAUAUGUAACAUUACAAGGGAACAUUUUAUUUUUCACAAAUGUCAAUCCAGUCUGUGAAUGUAUUUUUAGUGUGUUUCUUUCAGUGAUCAGCCUCUGUUUCAUGUGUAAUAUUUGUACCAUGAUGUUGUUAGAUCUGACAAGGGCAUAUCAUUGAUACUGAUACUGUAAGUAUUUAUGUCUAUUAGUUCUGUCACAGAAGCUAGUGGUUGAUCUUUUACAGGAGUAUAAGUGCAUUAUUCUUUCCGACACUAAGCACAGGUUAAUCUUGAUGGGGCAUUGAGUAUGUGGCGUGCAAUAACACUACAAAUAUUGUUUUUUUAUGUGGCUACCCUAGUCCUUUGAGAAAAUAAAACCAAUGGAAAGUA